This is a messenger RNA of Glycine soja, 1185 nucleotides long. Its product is annotated as fasciclin-like arabinogalactan protein 12. The coding region runs from base 78 to 956 and encodes 292 amino acids. The record is from RefSeq and is a predicted model, not a curated record. NCBI's taxonomy places the organism in Eukaryota, Viridiplantae, Streptophyta, Magnoliopsida, Fabales, Fabaceae. The transcript has a single exon.
UCAUUGCAAUUACAAUUCCUAUAAUUUGCAAUCCUUUCCAAUAUCAUCUAAACCUUCAUUUAAUUAACAAAACCAAAAUGAUGAAUAGGCAAUCUGUCUUGCCCUUCUCACUAGUACUGCUAGUUUCAUUUCUGUAUUGCACCUCCACCUUAGCCCAAUUAUCACCAGCUUCUGCCCCUCUCAAACCACCCCAACCUACCCCUACCCCACCAGCUGCGGCUCCUCAACAACCAUUGGUUCCUUCAUUGCCACAAUCACCAAGUGAUUCCACCCCUGAUAGUACUCCAACUGUUGACAUUGUUGGAAUCCUGAGAAAGGCAAAGUCAUUCAACAUCCUAAUCCGCCUCAUGAAAACCACCCAAUUGAUCAACCAACUCAAUGCACAGCUCCUCACUACUAAAUCAGGCGGCAUUACCAUUCUUGCACCCGAUGACAGUGCCUUCUCAGAACUCAAAGCAGGCUUCCUCAACUCUCUUUCUGAUGGCCAAAAGCUCGAGCUCUUACAGUUCCACGUUAUUUCAGACUACGUGUCUAGCUCCAACUUUGAUACACUGACCAACCCCGUGAGAACACUGGCAGGGGCUAAACCAGGAAAGGUGGAACUGAAUGUGAUAAGUUAUGGCGGGAGUGUGAACAUCUCGACGGGUGAAGUUAACACCACCAUCACUGGCAUUAUAUAUACCGAUAAGCAUCUUGCUAUUUAUAAGGUGGGGAAGGUGCUUCUUCCUAUGGACUUCUUUGCAGUUGCUAAGGCACCUGCAAAGGCACCCUCAUUGGCUCCAGAACCUUCAAGUGAUGCAGCAAAGGCGCCUAAAGCCGAUAAGGACAGAUCAUCUUCUUCAGAUUCGUCACGGGUUAAUCCCACUGAACAGAACUCUGGCGCCAAGGAGAUCAGUGUUUAUGGAAUGUGGGUGUCACUUGGACUUGCAUUGGUGGCAACAGCGAUGCCAACUUGAUGGAGAGGGGUGGAUUUCACAGCUAUCAAUUUCGUUCUUUAAAACACGCAUGUAUCUUUAUAUAUGUGGUUGUCUUGUUUUGGGCUUUGUAUGUGUUAGCCUAGGAAGUGUAUCUCUGAACUAUGUAAAAGGUUUGCAUGAUUGUGCUGUUUUCUGUUUUCAUAAAAUAUAUAGAGCUACGUACUAAUUCUGGCAACCUACUAUUGAAUGAACUUGUCUUUACGGAUUC